Messenger RNA from Desarmillaria tabescens, 948 nucleotides. RefSeq lists its product as uncharacterized. The annotation marks the transcript as partial. The transcript is spliced from 4 exons. Lineage: Eukaryota; Fungi; Basidiomycota; Agaricomycetes; Agaricales; Physalacriaceae. The record is from RefSeq and is a predicted model, not a curated record.
ACGAACCGGGCAAAAACGGAGAAUCUUCUCUUCCCUUUCCCCUCGAUGGGGAUAUCCUUCCCCGCCGAAUUGCUCGAACUUUUCGUUAGUAUCCCCAUGCGAAAAGCCCUCAGAUCAACAUGUAGGGCCCUCAGAUCGAUCGCAACGCCGUUCGUAUUUGAGAACCUCCUCAUCGACACGCGGAACAAGAAACGGCCCUUCAAAUUCCUCAAGUAUCUGUCCUCAGAAAAAGGAUUUGCAAAAUACGCGCUGCACUUGCACCUAGUCUCUUUGACGUUCCAGGGCAAGAGUAUGCUUGGGUUGCGUAAGGAGAAGGACUGCGAAAAACUCCUGGUAGCUGCGAUACCAUUUAUGACAUCGCUGAAAAGUAUCUCUUGCUCUGCCUCGAAUAAGCGUAUCGUAACCAAUGCCAGCCUGUGCCUAAGCUAUUCUGGCACCGGCAGUCUCGAGUACGCCAGUACCCUCGUCGGCCUGAGCACCCACCUCACCACGCUAAACAUCCACUACUCCAAACAUCCUGAUGACCGUCCCAACCCAUUUACCCCCAUGGUCUACGUUGUAUUCCACCGUUUUCGGUCCACCUCACUCACUAGUCUAUCGCUUUCCAGAAACAUCUCCCUAGGCCUCCUCGAGGUAUAUUUCCUCGUCCCCAUCCUCCGUCGCCUCCAGUCGCUCUCGCUCAACUUGGACUCUGUACCACCCGAAUUCUGGAUGGAAUUGAGGCGACAGGGGGUGUUCAUCAAGGAUAAGUUCGCCUUGACAACGUGGGAAGCCGAUGAUGCCGUGUUUGACUAUCUCUGCUCGUAUAUCGGACUACAAAACUUGUUUCUGCCUAUCAACGACGGAGAGGAUGAUCUGAGGGCGAAGGGGGUUGUACGGAAAUAUCGAACAACGUUGCGCAGCGUGGAUAUUGCCAAACCGAACUCGCUCGUGAGCUUUCAUAUCUGG